Lottia gigantea (owl limpet) is the source of this 1074-nucleotide messenger RNA. RefSeq lists its product as hypothetical. Gene Ontology annotation, biological process: regulation of DNA-templated transcription. NCBI's taxonomy places the organism in Eukaryota, Metazoa, Mollusca, Gastropoda, Lottiidae. Gene Ontology annotation, molecular function: DNA-binding transcription factor activity. The transcript has a single exon. The annotation marks the transcript as partial. The record is from RefSeq and is a predicted model, not a curated record.
AUGAAAGAAAAAGCGAAGGCGUUGGCUAUUAAAACAGCCAAUCAGGCGAAGGAAACAUUGGAUCUGGAGUGUAAAGAAUGUCGGAAGAAAUUCACCAAUCGUAAAGCUUAUUUCAGACAUUCUCGUCGCCAUUUUAUCAAGAAAUGCGUGUGUGAUAUUUGCGGCAAAGAAUUUUCCACCCUGGAUUCAUUGAGUCAUCAUCAGAGAGGACUCCAUAAUGAGAUCAAACCUUAUUCUUGUGAGGAGUGUGGUAAAUCUUUUAAUUUUCAUCACAGCUAUAAAUUACAUAAACAGAAGCAUUCUGGCUCCAGACCCUAUAAAUGUGACCAUUGUGGGAAAUCUUAUCUGACCUCCAGCCAUUUAAAAGCUCAUCAAACAGCUGUUCAUAGCCAGCUUAAAAAAGAUAAGUUCAUUUGUUCUAUCUGUGGAAAGGCCUUUAACUAUCAAAACAGUUUGAAAACUCAUUUGAUGAUACAUUCAGGGGAACGUCCCCAUAAAUGUGAGAUAUGUCAAAAAGGGUUUGUGAGUCGUCAGGCUCUACGUACCCACGAAACUUCCUACCAUGUCACGUCAAAAGACUUCAAAUGUGAUGUUUGUAAGAAGUUUUAUAAAUCUGAAAUGUUGUUAAACGUUCACAAGCGACGUCACACCACCGACGUCAGCCGCUUUAUGUGUGAUAUCUGUGGACGACAGUUCAUGUUUAAAUCAAAUCUUGAAUCUCAUAAAUACGUGCAUCAGGAAGGUAGACCGUUCAGUUGUGAUACAUGUGGUAAAUCUUUUAAAUGUAUGUCAUCUCUAUACACCCAUCAGUACACCCACAAACAAGACACACCCUUUAAAUGUAAAAUCUGUGGGAAGGGCUUCAAGACAAAAAAUUGUUGUAAGGCUCACGAAAGACGUCACAGUGCCGAAAAGAGUUUUAUUUGUUCAACGUGUGGAAGCUGUUUUCCAGAUAAAGGUGGACUUUCCAAACAUGUACGCACAAUUCAUAAUCCGCAAAAACAUUUUGUUUGUAAACUGUGUAACAAAGUUGGAACACGCGCUGAUAACAUGCGUACGCACGUGAAGAGCCAU